GCUACUCGUGUUCUGUAAUCAGACUCUUCAAGAUGCCCGACCGGACUCUUUCCCAACAACGACCUUAGCUGCUUUGGAUACCAUGUUUAUGCUCUCAUAUUCAUCUGGGCUUCUCUUAGCGGGAAGACUCGGAGAUGUGUUUUCGGCGUCUACUGUACUCAGUGUUGGCCUGGCAUUGACUACUGUGGCGCAGAUGUUAUUUGCUGUAUUGUGCGUGUUGAGAACUGCGGUGACUUGGGAGUUCAAAAUGGCUCUGUAUUGCAUAUGGAUACUUAACGGUUUGGUUCAGUCAUUAUGUUGGCCAGCCUGUGUUAAGCUGGUGGGAAAUUGGCUUACGCCCGUGCACCAUCUCAUCGAUGAUGAUGAUGAUGAUUAUGACAGUGCUAGCACUACUUCUGAGGAUUCUGAUCCGACCAGUAUUGCUGACGGCCAGAUAGGCAUCGUCAGUCCAGCACAUUCUGGCAUGUUAUUCGGUUUGUGGUCGAGUAAUGCGAGUGUUGGUAACAUCGUGGGCGCUCUGAUGGCUGCGGUCGCGCUGGGCAUUGCAGGAGCGUAUUCAUUUAUGAAGGGAAUAGAG
Molecule: messenger RNA, 577 nt
Organism: Perkinsus marinus ATCC 50983
Lineage: Eukaryota; Perkinsozoa; Perkinsida; Perkinsidae
Exons: 2
Biological process (GO): transmembrane transport
Molecular function (GO): transmembrane transporter activity
Source: RefSeq, a predicted model, not a curated record